This is a messenger RNA of Cladophialophora carrionii CBS 160.54, 1359 nucleotides long. RefSeq lists its product as uncharacterized. The record is from RefSeq and is a predicted model, not a curated record. The coding region runs from base 1 to 1359 and encodes 452 amino acids. Gene Ontology annotation, biological process: intracellular iron ion homeostasis. The transcript has 3 exons. Lineage: Eukaryota; Fungi; Ascomycota; Eurotiomycetes; Chaetothyriales; Herpotrichiellaceae.
AUGGAUGGCAACAGGGACACCCAUACACCAGCACUCGACUUGGUGUGUGUCGGUUUUGACCUCACCGGCAUCGCCAACGCAGUCGCUCUGAACGAAAGAAAUGGGCUCAGCAAGGAUACCUUGUUCCUGGAAUCGCAGUUGGAAGCAUUCUGGAAGCCGCUCCGAAGUACACCGGCCUCCAGACUGAGGACCUCAUUUCUCAACGACUUGAUCACCUCAGAGAAUCCGCGUUCCCGCUUCACGUUCCUGAACUACCUCCAUGCGACCAAUCGGCUCAUCCUAUAUGCGAACAGCGCUCAGCUUCGCCCGUCGAGGGAAAUGUUCAGUGAUUAUCUCAGAUGGUGUGCAACUAGCCUUCAAGCGCAAGUCCUGUACGGCAAGAUGGUCACCAGUGUGCAACCGUUGAGAGACGGGAAAGGGGACGUGGCGGUGUGGGAAGUGGUCUUUGUGGAUGCCGUGACGGGAGAAAAGAAUGCGGUCACAGCCAAGCAGGUCGUCUACGCUGCGUCGAAUCAUCCACAUGUCCCAAGGGUUCUCCGUGCUCCUGCUCUCCAAACGCUCGUCCUGCACUCGUCAGAGUAUCAGCAAGCCAUUCCAACACUACUACGCGACAAUCCAAGAGCGCGCAUCGCCGUCGUAGGAAAUGGCCAAAACGCGGCAGAGGCGUUUGCCCAGCUCCAUGGCAUAUGGGGAGAGCACGAAGUCGUUUGGUUCACCAAAGACGCCGUCCUUCGGGGAGAUGACGAGACGCCAUUUCUGUUGGAAAGCAUCACGCUGCCCAGUUCAUCCGGGGCACAAAACAUACCACCCGAGAUCAGGAGACGGGAAGUCAAUGCGACCUCGCCUUUGACCUUUAGUUCGGCAAUUGAACCGCGCCUCCUGGCACAGAUAUACGAUGCCCAGUAUGACUUCAGUGUCAAAGAGCAGGACCACAAGAAGUGGAGAUUCCAAAUCAGGUUCCAACAUGAAGUCGUACAUGCGGAGAGGACUGAUGACGGGCGCGUGCGACUUUUCGUGCAAAGUCCUGAAAAUCUCAGAGAGCCAGCAACGUUCGAUGCCGUCAUUUCCGCGACCGGCUUCGGACAACACGCUCAUUAUAGAGCCCUCAAGCCUUUGCAAACCCUGCUCGAUGGGCCCAGUAUCACCGUUGAUCGCGACUACCACAUUAACUUCAGAAAAGCCGUCCUCGCGCCGGGGUGUGGGAUCUGGCUUCAAGGAUCGCUUGCCGAUGGUGGAGACCAAAAUGACGACAGCCUUCUGCAGACUCUUGCAGAGAGAAGUAGACGUCUGGCAGAGUCCGUGCUGCGUCGGAGGACCGAGCAGACCACGUCGGAGGAGGGGAGGUCGGCAAGGCUGUAA